Molecule: messenger RNA, 2028 nt
Organism: Raphanus sativus (radish)
Lineage: Eukaryota; Viridiplantae; Streptophyta; Magnoliopsida; Brassicales; Brassicaceae
Exons: 6
Coding region: 1-2028 (675 amino acids)
Molecular function (GO): nucleic acid binding; zinc ion binding
Source: RefSeq, a predicted model, not a curated record
AUGGAAACUCUUAUGCUUAAAGGUGGUGUAGACGAGUCAGCUGAAGCUACCAUGGCUCGCUUCCAGGCUGGGUUAAGCAGAGAUAUUCAGGAUCGCAUAGAGAUGUAUGAGUAUGAGGAUAUCUUUGAGUUGCUACACAAGUCUAUCCUCAUAGAGCAGCAACUAAAGAGAAAGCAUCCAACCAAGGGUUCCUAUGGCAACAACUACAAGACGUCCACUACCAAGGAUGAGAAACCAAUUGUGAAUGCAAAGGAGGAACUCAAGGGAUAUCAGCGUGAUGAUAAAGGAAAGGCACCAGCAACCAGAGCAAGAGAUGUGAAGUGUUUCAAGUGUCAUGGUUUUGGACACUAUGCCAAUGAGUGUACCAACAAGAAGGUGAUGCUACUUUUGGAUAAUGGUGAUAUGAUAUCUGAGGAAGAGAAUGUUGAUGCCUCAGAAGAAGAGUUGAUAGACUAUCCAGUCCGAGCAAAGCUUGGAUUGAAAACAGGAAAGCAUCCUAAACCUUACCCACUUCAAUGGCUGAAUGAAGGAGGCGAGUUGAUGGUUACUGAACAAGUAAUGGUUCCUAUAACCAUUGGGAGAUACCAGGAUGAGAUAGUGUGUGACGUUCUACCUAUGGAUUCCAGCCACAUCCUCUUAGGAAGGCCCUGGCAGUUUGAUAAAAGAGCAAUCCAUGAUGGUUUUACAAACCGCCAUUCUUUCACCCACCGAGACAAGAAGAUUGUUCUAGCUCCCUUAUCUCCACAAGAAGUGCAUGAGGAUCAACUGCAGCUAAAACUCCGACGCCAAGAAGCCAAGAAAGAUUCAACUGAAUCACAUAAGAUGGGGUCUAAUCUUAUGGCCAAAAACAGUGAGGUUAAGAAAGCUUUCUUUCUUAAACAACCUUUACUUCUCUUUGUUUUUAAAGGUGCACUAACUGCUUCUAACCUUGCACCGGAGCUUCCGAAAGAUCUUCAAUUCAUCUUGCAGGAUUAUGGUGAUGUGUUUCAGAAGAAUAGUCCAGCAGGUCUGCCUCCUUUCCGUGGUAUUGAACACCAAAUAGAUCUGGUUCCAGGCGCCUCUCUUCCUAACCGGCCUGCCUAUAGGACCAAUCCAGAUGAGACCAAGGAGCUGCAAAGACAAGUGGAUGAGCUGAUGGAGAAAGGGCACAUCCGAGAGAGCAUGAGUCCAUGUGCUGUGCCAGUACUUUUAGUGCCCAAGAAAGAUGGAAGCUGGCGCAUGUGUGUUGACUGCAGAGCCAUUAACAACAUUACUGUGAAGUACAGGUAUCCUAUUCCUAGGCUCGAUGAUAUGUUAGAUGAAUUGCACGGCUUUGUUGUUACAGCUCAAGGAAUCAAAGUGGAUGAAGAAAAGAUCAAAGCAAUCCGAGAGUGGCCUAUUCCAAAGAAUGUGAGUGAGGUCCGGAGCUUCCAUGGUUUGGCUGGUUUCUACAGGAAAUUUGUGAAAGAUUUCAGCACCAUAGCCGCACCACUCACUGAGGAGAAGAGACCAAUUGCUUAUUUCAGUGAGAAGCUAGGAGGAGCCAUGGCGAAUUAUCCCACCUAUGACAAGGAGCUAUACGCUUUGAUCAGGCACAAGCUUAACAAGAGGCACGCCAAAUGGGUAGAAUUCCUUGAAACUUUUCCUUAUGUGAUUCAUUACAAACAAGGAAAAGAAAAUGUGGUAGCUGAUGCUUUGUCUAGGAGGUAUGCUUUGCUUGCUGCCAUGGAAACAAAACUGUUAGGAUUUGAUCAGAUUAAGACUUAUUAUGCUGAUGAUCCUGAUUUCAAAGUUAAGAAGAACAUUGAAGAAAGAACUAAGGCUUAUGCAAAGCAAGCUAACAAAAAGAGGCGUGAGCUGAUUCUAGAGCCAGGAGACUUGGUGUCAAUUUACUUGAGGAAAGAUAGGUUCCCUGCUGAAAGGAAGUCUAAACUUCUACCAAGGACAGAUGGUCCUUUCAAGUGCUUGAACGGAUCAACAACAAUGCUUAUAAAAUUGAUCUUGAAGGGAAGUACACUGUUAGCUCUACUUUCAAUAUUGCUGAUCUGA